GGCGCCCCCGGCACCAUGAUCUCGACCAAGGAGAAGAAUAAAAGCCCGAAGGACAGCAUGACGCUUCUGCCCUGCUUCUACUUCGUAGAGCUGCCCAUCGUGGCGUCGUCCGUGGUGUCUCUCUACUUUCUGGAGCUGACCGACCUCUUCAGGCCGGCGCAGGUGGGCUUCCAGUGCUACGACCGCGCGCUCUCCAUGCCCUACGUGGGGGCCAGCGAGGAGCUCAUCCCCCUGCUCAUGCUUCUCAGCUUGGCCUUUGCCGCGCCUGCCGCCUCGAUCAUGGUGGGCGAGGGCCUGCUCUACUGCUUGCAGUCCCGGCUGUGGGGCCGCAGCGGGGGCCCGGGCGGGCCCGAGGGCAGCAUCCACGCCGGUGGCUGCAACUUCAACUCCUUCCUCCGGCGGACGGUGCGCUUUGUAGGCGUCCACGUGUUCGGCCUGUGUGCCACAGCCUUGGUGACCGACGUCAUCCAGCUGGCCACGGGCUACCACACGCCCUUCUUCCUGACGGUCUGCAAACCCAACUACACCCUGCUGGGCACGUCCUGUGAGGCCAACCCGUACAUCACGCAGGACAUCUGCUCCGGCCACGACACCCACGCCAUCCUGUCUGCACGGAAGACCUUCCCAUCCCAGCACGCCACUCUGUCCGCCUUCGCUGCUGUCUACGUGUCGAUGUACUUCAACUCGGUCAUCUCGGACGCCACCAAGCUGCUGAAGCCCAUUCUGGUGUUCUCCUUCGCCAUCGCGGCGGGCGUCUGUGGCCUCACCCAGAUCACGCAGUACCGCAGCCACCCCGUGGACGUCUACGCCGGCUUCCUCAUUGGUGCUGGCAUCGCUGCCUACCUGGCCUGCCACGCUGUGGGCAACUUCCAGGCCCCGCCGGCAGAGAGACCGGCGGCCCCGGCGCCCGCCAAGGACGCGCUGCGGGCGCUGACCCAGCGCGGCCACGACUCGGUGUACCAGCAGAACAAGUCCGUGAGCACCGACGAGCUGGGUCCCCCCGGGCGGCUGGAGGGUGUGCCCAGGCCUGUGGCCCGUGACAAGACCUCGCUGGGCAGCCUGAAGCGGGCCAGCGUGGACGUGGACCUGCUGGCUCCACGCAGCCCCAUGGGCAAGGAGAACAUGGUGACCUUCAGCCACACGCUGCCCCGCGUCAGCACGCCCUCGCUGGAUGACCCCGCCCGCCGCCACAUGACCAUCCACGUGCCCCUGGACGCCUCGCGAUCCAAGCAGCUCAUCAGCGAGUGGAAGCAGAAGUCGCUGGAGGGCCGCGGCCCGGGGCUGCGGGACGAGGCCAGCCCUGCGCACCUGCGGGCGCCGGCGGAGCCCAUGGCCGAGGAGGAGGAGGAGGAGGACGACGACGACGAGGAGGAGGACGAGGGGGAGGAGGACGAGGGGGAGGAAGGGGGUCCAGCCCCGCCUUCGCUGUACCCCACAGUCCAGGCGCGGCCGGGGCUCGGGCCACGGGUCAUCCUCCCGCCGCGGGCUGGCCCGCAGCCGCUGGUGCACAUCCCCGAGGAGGGGGCCCAGGCGGCGGCAGGCCUGUCCCCCAAGAGCAGCGCGGCCGUGCGGGCCAAGUGGCUCAUGAUGGCAGAGAAGAGCGGCGCCGCGGUGGCCGCGGCUUCCACGCAGCCCCGUGUGGCCAACCCGCCACGGCUGCUGCAGGUCAUUGCCAUGUCCAAGGCCCCAGGCGGGCCGGGCCCCAAGGCGGCUGAGACGGCCUCGUCCUCCAGCGCCAGCUCCGACUCCUCCCAGUACAGGUCGCCGUCAGACCGUGACUCGGCCAGCAUAGUCACCAUCGACGCGCACGCGCCCCACCACCCCGUGGUCCACCUGUCUGCGGGUAACGGGCCCUGGGAGUGGAAGGCGGCGGGCGGCGGGGCCAAGGGGGCCGAGGGGGAGAGCGGCUACGAGCUGGGGGACCUGGCUCACGGCUUCCGUGGGGGACCGAAGCCCCCGGGCGUAUCCCCAGGCUCUUCUGUUAGCGAUGUGGACCAGGAGGAGCCACGGUUUGGGGCCGUGGCCACCGUCAACCUGGCCACAGGCGAGGGGCUGCCACCCCUGGGCGCGGCCGACGGGGCCCUGGGGCCGGCCAGCCGGGAGUCGACGCUGCGGCGCAAAGCCAGCGGCCUGGUGCUGGGCGAGCGGGAGGCCGCGGAGGCGGAGAGCUACUACCGCAAGAUGCAGGCGGCCCGCAGGUUCAAGGACUGA
Kogia breviceps (pygmy sperm whale) is the source of this 2211-nucleotide messenger RNA. It is a transcript of the gene PLPPR3, whose product is annotated as phospholipid phosphatase related 3. The record is from RefSeq and is a predicted model, not a curated record. Gene Ontology annotation, biological process: phospholipid dephosphorylation; phospholipid metabolic process; signal transduction. NCBI's taxonomy places the organism in Eukaryota, Metazoa, Chordata, Mammalia, Artiodactyla, Physeteridae. Gene Ontology annotation, cellular component: plasma membrane. Gene Ontology annotation, molecular function: phosphatidate phosphatase activity.